AUGGUACAACCCCUCCUGGACGGAGAGUGCCUCAAGGAUUAUAUGCAGAAUAUGUUGCAACACCAACUUCAGGAUGAGCUUGUUGACUUCUUAGAACUGACAGCCAGGCGAAAGCAGUUCCUCACAAACAACACCUUGUGUGCUACACAACAGAAUGAUGAAACUGUCAUUAUUAUAGAACAAGCACUGACCUCUGAUGAGGCACUGCUUGAACUGAACCUGGUUUCGCCACUGACUGUCGCCGACGAGUGCUGCUCGUUUGACGUCGUAUCUCUCUUCACGAACGUUCCCGUCCCGCUGGCAGUCUCUGCUGCCAGACGUGCACUUGAGACGGAUAACGACCUCAGCUCAAGGACCAAACUGAGCAUCGACGAACUCUUCCGGCUACUUGAUUUCUGCCUCAACGGCACGUACUUCGCCUUCGGAGGAGAAUAUUACAAGCAAACCACCGGGACGGCGAUGGGUGCCCCAGUCUCCGUCAUAGCGGCAAACUUGGUAAUGGAAUGCAUCGAGGAAAGAGCAUUACAAUCUUCACCCAAUCACCCCAAGGUAUUCCUACGCAACGUGGACGAUUGCUUCUGCAUCCUCAAGAAAUCAGACGUGGAUGCCUUCUUGACACACGUCAACAGCGUCGAGCCGUCCACACAAUUCACUGUUGAACGUGAAACAGACAACCGCCUGCCCUUUCUCGACGUGCUCGUCACACGGCAUGAGAACAACCUGGAGUUCACUGUCUACAGAAAGCUAACACACACCGGACGACACCUGCCAUCUGACUUCAACCACCCCUCGUGUCACAAGGCGGCGGUUGUCUCUUUCCUCCUGUCGUGGGCCAGAAACAUCUGCUCCACAGAAGGCGGCAGAAAGAAGGAAGAGAGGGUAGUCAUGGCUGGUCUGCUGAGAAACGGCUACAAGCAAAACUUUAUUCAAAGAAUCUCGCGUUGCAAGCCGGAUGACCGACCACGUGCGGCAGAUACUACUGUACAUCGAGUGAAGCGUAUUAGUAUCCCCUAUGUGAGAGGCAUCAGCGAAGCCUUGGUACGUGUGCUCGCCAAGGAAGGGAUACGCGUGGCCCAUAAACCAGUGUCGACGCUCGGACACCUGAUACCGCGGCAGACAGAUUGCCGCCCUAAAGAAAAGGCACAAGGUCUUAUCUACAAAAUUCCCUGUUCUCAGUGCCUGGCAUCGUACAUUGGGGAAACAAAGAACUUCACCCAAAGACUGCAACAACACAAAAAACGACGUUCGCAAGUGUGA
This is a messenger RNA of Ornithodoros turicata, 1257 nucleotides long. RefSeq lists its product as uncharacterized. Bases 1 to 1257 code for a protein of 418 amino acids. Lineage: Eukaryota; Metazoa; Arthropoda; Arachnida; Ixodida; Argasidae. The transcript has 3 exons. The record is from RefSeq and is a predicted model, not a curated record.